AUGAACUCGACGCUGUACUCCCUUCUCUUCUGCACACUCGCCGCCACCGUCAUGGCACAACAGCUAAUCUCGGAGGAGGACCCGAGCGCCGAGAAGCGCAUGCGCCAGUUCGCCUUCGCCAAGCGGAGUCCCAUGAGGUUCGCCUUCGCCAAGCGAUCGGCCGUUGAGGGGUUCUCUGACGACGAGGAACCAUCCGAGGAGAAGCGCGCCAUGUACGGAUUCGCCAAGCGCUACCCAUCCCGAUUCGCGUUCGCCAAGCGUGGAGGCCUCAACCGCUUCGCCUUCGCCAAGCGCGCCCGGUUCGCCUUCGCC
Molecule: messenger RNA, 312 nt
Organism: Mesorhabditis spiculigera
Lineage: Eukaryota; Metazoa; Nematoda; Chromadorea; Rhabditida; Rhabditidae
Source: the annotation of a GenBank genome assembly